UCGAUCGAUUUCGGUUGUGUAAUUGCCUCAUCACCAUCAAAAAAGGGCCUCAUUUAGUAAGAAUAAUAAUUAGCUAAUGGCGGGGCACAUGCUCUGUCCAAACACCUUUUAGUAUUAAGCAGACAUGUCUCGCAUUCGCUUUAUCUUGGCUGUAGUCAAAGCUUUUAGAUUUCCUCUAUUUAUUCUAGGCUUUCUGCAGCUUGGAAAGUCCAGGAAGGCAAAUCGCAACUGCUGCAGAUAUGCCUCGACCAUUUGCAUUACGUUAAUCCUGUGCAUUCAUAAACAAAUAAGUGUGAUGGUGGAAAAGGAGAACGAACUGGUGAAUACCCUGAACAUUGAGUUCCGACCCCUCAGAAAUAGGUUGGACUUGGUGAGCGAAACCACUCACAGCAUAUAUUUUUUUGUGACCAUGAUUUGGUCAGUGAUGAAUAGAGAUCAAUUGCGGAAACUAGUAGACGAGGCACAGUUGGCCUACAAGAGAUUAAGAUCUCUGCUUGGGGAACAUCUAGCAAUGGAGUGCUCUUGGCUCGCUUUCAUCUAUGGAAUAGUUUUGAUCCUGCUGAUAGCCACUUUUGUGGCUAAAACUUUUUAUUUUGACUUUCCACAUCUGAAAGGUGAUGCCAAAACUUAUACUUUGAGCGAGCUGUUCGAAUUGAUAGACUAUCUAGUGGGUCUGGCCCGGCAUGUUUUCGUCUUGAUUAUGGCGCUCCAUGUUCUGUAUCACCUGAUAUGUGCCGGGUGGCUGCGAUCCCUAAAAGAUCUGAGACUCCAAAGGAAUCUGAAAUGGUUUCAGUUCCAGCUGCAUAGUCUUCUUCCCUUUCAGAAGUCAGUUAAUGUCGUGGCUGGUUCAUAUUUUAAAAUGACUUACACCCUGUUCAUGUUCAUUGUGGGACUUCGGCUUGCGGACUUUCUUCAGUUUUGUAGCUUUAAAGCCCAUGAAGUCGUGCAACAACUGAAGACCCAAGACGACCUGGAAGAUGAAGCUGCUUGGGAUGGCCAGGAUAUUAGUAAAAUACACUGCACGCAAAGCCGUGCCAGAGCAUCCUUUCUUUUGCUGUCCUGGCACUUGGCCUUGUGGAUGCUUUUAAUUGCCGCAGCUAACUGCCAGCAGAGGGAGUACCUGUGCCUAAUUCGGGAGACAUGGAGAGCUGAAUUCGAUGGUAAAGAUAUGGAGGCGAAGAAGCUCGUUGCAUCAAAAUCCGCGAACGGACUGUCCUUUAAAAAAUUGGAUAUUAUUGAUUUGAUGUUUCUUUCGGGAAUCUCUAUUUCGGAGCGACAACCGUUUUCUUUCUGCUUUUUGACAGACAAGCUGGGGAAAAGGAAUCCAGCCUAUCUCGAUUUGGACUCUGUAGCCGGCCAGUUUAAACAUCUCUUGAAUCUGGCACUUUGGGCGAGCAUUGUUUACUUUGCUCAGCAAAUGGAAAUUAGGCAUUUGCAGACUCACUUCAAACAGGAAGCCUAAUAAAGUUAUCGCACGCAACU
Molecule: messenger RNA, 1482 nt
Organism: Drosophila ananassae
Lineage: Eukaryota; Metazoa; Arthropoda; Insecta; Diptera; Drosophilidae
Gene: Grl62a
Exons: 2
Coding region: 125-1462 (445 amino acids)
Source: RefSeq, a predicted model, not a curated record